Anoplopoma fimbria (sablefish) is the source of this 3106-nucleotide messenger RNA. RefSeq names its product gap junction protein alpha 1b (gene gja1b). Lineage: Eukaryota; Metazoa; Chordata; Actinopteri; Perciformes; Anoplopomatidae. The record is from RefSeq and is a predicted model, not a curated record. The transcript has 2 exons. Gene Ontology annotation, biological process: cell-cell signaling; heart development. Gene Ontology annotation, cellular component: connexin complex. Bases 108 to 1274 code for a protein of 388 amino acids. Gene Ontology annotation, molecular function: transmembrane transporter activity.
GCUCACAAAACUUGGAUUUCAACUUUCUCACAAGUGUCAGACGGAGAAAGUCCCACCGGCCUCAGCUUCCUCCUCUCCGUGACUCCUCCAGCUAACGCUCCCUGAGAAUGGGUGACUGGAGUGCUCUGGGUCGUCUGCUGGACAAGGUCCAAGCCUACUCCACCGCUGGUGGCAAAGUCUGGCUGUCUGUCCUCUUCAUCUUCAGGAUCCUGGUUCUGGGCACUGCGGUGGAAUCCGCGUGGGGAGACGAGCAGUCGGCAUUCAAAUGCAACACCCAGCAGCCCGGUUGCGAGAACGUUUGCUAUGACAAGUCCUUCCCGAUCUCCCACGUCCGCUUCUGGGUCCUCCAGAUCAUCUUUGUGUCGACGCCAACGCUUCUUUACCUGGCUCACGUCUUCUACCUGAACCGAAAGGAGCAGAAGUUCAACAGGAAGGAGGAGGAGCUUAAAGCAGUGCAAAAUGACGGCGGCGAUGUCGACAUCCCGCUGAAGAAGAUCGAGAUGAAGAAACUAAAGUAUGGCAUUGAGGAGCACGGCAAAGUGAAGAUGAAGGGGGCCCUGCUCAGAACCUAUAUAGUCAGCAUUUUCUUCAAGUCAAUGUUCGAGGUGGGCUUCCUUGUCAUCCAGUGGUACAUCUACGGGUUCAGCCUGGCUGCGGUCUACACCUGCGAGAGGGCCCCGUGCCCACACAGGGUGGACUGUUUCCUCUCGCGUCCCACGGAGAAGACCGUGUUCAUCAUCUUCAUGCUGGUGGUCUCCAUGGUGUCCCUGAUGCUCAACGUCAUCGAGCUUUUCUACGUGUUUUUUAAGAGGAUCAAAGAUCGCGUGAAGGGCAAACAGCCGCCCGUGGUCUACCCCAGCGGAGGCACGUUGAGCCCCACCCCCAAAGAUCUGUCCACCACCAAGUACGCCUACUAUAACGGCUGCUCCUCCCCGACCGCCCCGCUCUCGCCCAUGUCCCCACCGGGCUACAAGCUGGCCACAGGGGAGCGGGGAACGGGCUCGUGCCGCAAUUACAACAAGCAGGCCACCGAGCAGAACUGGGCCAACUACUCCACGGAGCAGCACCGUCUCGGCCAGAACGGUGGAGGAAGCACUAUCUCAAACUCCCACGCACAAGCCUUUGACUUCCCGGACGACACCCAUGAGCAUAAGAAACUGCCCUCAAUGGCGGAACACGAGAUGCAGCCGCUGGCGCUGAUGGAUGCCAGGCCCUGUAGCCGGGCCAGCAGCCGGAUGAGCAGCCGACCCAGGCCAGACGACCUGGACGUGUAAGCCCAAGUCCCCCACCCCUCCUCCUCCCAGCUCGGCCCUGAAUGACUGGAUGUUCGGCUGCAGCCGGAGAGUCAGGAAACACUCCAUCACAUAGGUUCAGACAGGAGGAGGGGUUAACCUCAAUCACUGUCUUCAGCAUAGAGACUCUUAGUCACUCGAGAGACGUUUAAACUUGUUAUGUAACACUGUCAAAAGGUACAAAUUGAAAAUACGUUGGUUUUUUUCAAUGACUUUUACCGUAACCCUCUAGGGGAGCUAACCCAGAACAGAACAGCCAUGGGGGAUGGUGCAAGAGUUCAACAGAAAGCAGAGGACCACACCGGUCGGAGCGAUCGCUCUGCUUUUAAUUUUGCCAAGGUUACAUUUAAAGGAAAAAUUCUGUCUUCUUCUCAUUUUCAUAGGUUCUGCUAUUCCUCCUAUUGGUGACAGCAUUUUUACUUAACCACUUCAGAGCUGAUUUCUGAAGGCAUGGUGACAGCUUGUGCCUUCACAGGGUGCCUUCCUAGUUGUGUUUUAUUUAGUUUUUUAAACAGUGACCAGAUUAAAAAUGAGCCUUCUUGGCUAACUUCGUUGAGCAUGGUCCCUGUCAAAUAAACGGAAAAAAAUAAGAAAAGUCCAGUAUUAACAACAAACAAAUCUCUAUUUACCCAUUUACCAAAUGAUUGACAAAGAAUAUAUCAAGUGCUUACCACUUGGGAGAAUGCUUAAUAACUGUUGUAGUGAAUAUUUAUUGCUUGGCCUCCGUAGGACACCUACCACUAAGAGGAAAAUUUGACUACUAUCCAGUAUCUCUCACUCACAGAAAACAUCUUCAAUUAACUCCCCACAAAAACUGUAUAUUUAUUGACAGAAAAACUUUUCUUUUUCCUCUUUAGUAACUUUGUCAGUCAGCGUGGACUGUUGUUUCCUGAUAAACUUUGAAUUUAUGUGGUAUCAUGUUUUCAUUUUGUGGGUUUAUCUGUAUUUUGUUUUGGGAGGGGGGGUGUUUGAGAGAGUGGCGGGGCUGAGGGGGUUCAGGCUGCUGUCACACAGCAAACGCUGAUCUGCUUUCACGUGGCUUCCACAAAGAAAGGCUUUAUUACUGUGUGUUAUCCUUUUUUUUCAUCUUUUGCGCGCUGUAGAGAAACACAUUAGAAUGAUUUAUCUGCGUUUUACAUAUUUGAGUGAAUGAUGUUUUUUUUUUCUUUCUGUAGGUAUUGUUCUUUUUUUCGGACUCAAUGUAAUCGUCGCUGCUUGAGAAAAUAGAUAUUUAGUACUGUAAAUCAAGCUAACUGUUUCACAAUAAAAAUGUGAGUUUUUAGAAGACUGCUUAUAGAUCUGGACUAAUAUUUAGUCAGUUAUGUUAAAAUGUAUGCCAAUGUAGCUCCACAACUACCAAACACUAGGAUAAAUCUCAAUUUGGGCUUUUUAUUUUUCUUUCUUCUUUUGUAAUUUCUUAAAAAAUUGCCAUUUGUGCAUCAUUUUGUCGGUACUUACAUGUGUCAUGGAUCUUUCAGCUACAAUGGCAUUUGCACUGAGAUCUUGGUGAUAGAGAUGUAAUAUGAUGCACACAGUUAGUGGUAAGAGUUUUCUGAUACACAUGUUACUAAUUUAUUUUAUAACACAGAAAUCACUACAGUGCAUAAUAUCAGACAUCUGACCAGUGGUUUCAUCGACUGGUUCUGUGAGAGAUGUCUUCCAUUGAGAGGAACAGGAGCAAUUAGUCAUUUGUUGCCGUAAUUCAAUGCUAAUCCGCGGGGAUCCACUGUUGUACAGUGUAAGUGCAUGAUAGCAAAACAAAAAAAACCAUUAAUUGUAUCUGUGAAAAGCUAUUUUAACCAAUAAAUAUUUUU